This is a messenger RNA of Phacochoerus africanus (Common warthog), 2596 nucleotides long. RefSeq names its product vesicle associated membrane protein 7 (gene VAMP7). The record is from RefSeq and is a predicted model, not a curated record. The transcript is spliced from 8 exons. NCBI's taxonomy places the organism in Eukaryota, Metazoa, Chordata, Mammalia, Artiodactyla, Suidae. Gene Ontology annotation, biological process: exocytosis; vesicle fusion. The coding region runs from base 146 to 808 and encodes 220 amino acids. Gene Ontology annotation, cellular component: SNARE complex; membrane. Gene Ontology annotation, molecular function: SNAP receptor activity; SNARE binding.
GAGCGCGGGCGGGGCGCUCUAUGCGGAAGCCGGAGGCGUCUGGUCUAUCUUCUUCUGGGAGCGGGUGGUCUGCUCCCAGUUGUUGAGCCGGGCAACUCUGUCCCAAUCCUCGAGUUCUCCCAAAGGGCCCGGACAGAUUGAAGCCAUGGCCAUUCUUUUUGCUGUUGUUGCCAGGGGAACCACUAUCCUUGCCAAACAUGCUUGGUGUGGAGGAAACUUCCUGGAGGUGACAGAGCAGAUUCUGGCUAAGAUACCUUCUGAAAAUAACAAACUAACGUACUCACAUGGCAAUUAUUUGUUUCAUUACAUCUGCCAAGACAGGAUUGUAUAUCUUUGUAUCACUGAUGAUGAUUUUGAACGUUCACGAGCCUUUAACUUUCUGAAUGAGAUAAAGAAGAGGUUCCAGACUACAUAUGGUUCAAGAGCACAGACGGCACUCCCAUAUGCCAUGAAUAGUGAGUUCUCAAGUGUCUUGGCUGCACAACUGAAGCAUCACUCCGAGAAUAAGGGCCUAGACAAAGUGAUGGAGACUCAAGCUCAAGUGGAUGAACUGAAAGGAAUCAUGGUCAGAAACAUAGAUUUGGUAGCUCAGCGAGGUGAAAGAUUGGAAUUAUUGAUAGAUAAAACAGAAAAUCUCGUGGAUUCGUCUGUCACCUUCAAAACAACCAGCAGAAAUCUUGCCCGAGCCAUGUGUAUGAAGAAUCUCAAGCUCACAAUCAUCAUCAUCAUCAUAUCAGUUGUAUUCAUCUAUAUUAUUGUGUCACCUCUCUGUGGUGGAUUUACAUGGCCAAGCUGUGUGAAGAAAUAAAAAAGUUAUUAACCAAGGAUAUGAGAGAACAAGGAGUUAAAAGCAAUCUGUGUGAUUCAAGCCUUUUAAUACUGACAGAUGGUGUCUGCCAGUCUCUUCAACCCUCUUCUUUCUCUUUUUUAAGUCUUGUUCUAUGCCUCCAGAUUUAUCUUUGUCCUACCAACCAUUUUAUUCCAGAUUGAACUAUUGCAGCAGUAGCCUUAAAAAGGCAUUUUGUUUCUUUGGUUUAUUAACUAAUGUCAUCUACUUACAGAAACAUUUUUGUCGGUAAUUGCACAAAGCAAGGUGGAAACCACUUGUCUUAUGAGCUGUCUACUAAAGUUAUGCAUGACCUUUGUGCAAACAAAAGUUCAAGAGACAGGAUUGCUAACAUCUCAUCUUAGUGUCUUUUGAUUUUGAAGGGUUUUAGGUGCUUGAAAACAAUAUACAUGGAGAAUUGUUAUUAUUUGGGGAAUUGUAAAUAAAUUGCUGGUGCUGCUUGUUUCUAGGAGCCCAAGCAGGUAAAGUAUUAAACAUUUUAUCUCAGCCAGAUGGGGAACAUUUUGCUAGCCUGUUAGAAGCACACAGAAAUUAUUCUUGUCUGCCUAUUAUUCACUUGUAGGAAGAAACUUUUGAUCAUUUUCAAACCUUACAGAGCUUGAUAUCCUCUAUUUUCCCAUUGCAGUUGAUUUAAGAAGAGGGUGGUUUAAAUGUUAUUGAAGGUUGUGGAUUUUUAUAUAUUCCCUUUCCUUUGGUGGAUAUUUAAGGCAAUUGUAUAGAUAAUAGAAUGGGUAGUGGAGGGAGUAGGGAGGCAUAUUCCUGUGGCUCACCAAAGAAAAAGAAGAGAACCACAGUGGAUGUGCUAUCAUUUUAGCUGUAUGAAGGGAAAUAGUGUGGGAAAUUUUUCCCAGCCUGGGAAAAGCCCAAACUGAAUAUAGUCAACAGUCAACUCCAGGGUUUGGGUUUGACUGGUGUUGAAUAAAAUAGUUCAAGCAUCCUUUCUGGUUUAAUAAGUUCUUUAAACUGCCUAGUUUUGACGAAUUCUUUUGUGAAACUUGAGAGUAGACAGUAUGGUAAUAGAAACAAUACAAGACAGAUUUGCUAGCAUCCAUGUAACUGUAGUGUGACAAAAAACUGAAGUGUAAGCAUACUGCUUUGGCUACUCUGGCAUCUGUUAGCUAGUGUGUACCUUUGGUGUGUAUCUGAAAGGACCACAUUUGCUGCCCUAGAUCUAAUUGCAUCAUUUAUUAAUAAAUGCCAGUAAAUGGAAAUUAUAUUAUAUUUGACUAUUUUCCCAAUGAAAGAAAAAAUUGGUCUAUAAAACCUAACCACCUAUUUAGCCUAGUAAUGUGCCUUGAAUAUAUGUGUCUCACAGAAUCUGGCUCCUGCUAUCUGUUCUUCCUUCUAAACCUUUUGAUUCAUGCUGAUUCAUUUAUUUGACAUAUAUUUUUGACCCAUCAGAACUCUUUUCCUGGUGAUCAUGCGGAGUGUAAAUGUUUUUUCAUUCUUCUUCAUCAACACUAAUGCCUUUUAAUUAUAUCAGCACUUCUAUUGGUGUUUACAUUUGUUCCAUGAAAACAUUUGGCAUUCCUGAAUAAUAAUUUCCAAAUAUUGUUAAUCCAAAGAAAAAGACUUAAAGCUUAUUUCCCUUUCUUAUACACACCUGAAUAAAAAUGAUGUGCAUGUUUUAGGGAUAAAUUACUAAACACCCCCUUGGUCUAUUUAUGUAUAAGAAUGCUUUUAAAGCACAUAUCUUGUUUUAAAUGAUGCACAAACUGAAGGCAUUAAUAAAAUGUAAGAGUAAUACGA